UGCUCGCAGUCCGGCUCAGUCCUGCGCUGGCGACGCUGAACUGGCGGCUGCAACUGCGAAAAGACUUUUGUGAACUUUCCUGCUUUGGCUUUUGCUGAAGAUGGCCUAACAUCGACAGAGCCUCUGCUGGCCAGGGAUCGGCCGACGUGCGAGAGACACCCUCCUACCUCCAUCAACACUUCAGGGCUGCUUUGCAGAUGGGAGGUCACCAACCCGUCGCCCCUUUCUCCCAAAUGCUCCAUCUGCCCUCCGCCCUCAUCUAAGAUGGCUGCCCGGAGCCUUCUCCUGAAUCCGGACAGACUGGAGCAGAGCUGCGUGUUACCAUGGUGAUCAUUUUCUUGAAAACACUGGAAAAGAAGAAGGCUGUCGAUGAUGUGAGGUUCAACAACGCGGAGAGACGGCUGCAUAAGCACCACACCAUGAGCAGAGGGACCACCCUCUUCUCCCGUGGAACUGUGGAGGCAGACAGGUGGCUGGACCUGGGGCAAAGCUGCCAGCCCGGUGCCAGUCUGGAGAGCCUGUGGGACGGGAUGCCUGAGCCGGGCAGCUGGCACUGGGCCAAGGAGCCCGGCAGCGCCACGGCAAUCACCAGUCUGAUAAGAGAUCUGAGCCUCGGCAAUAGCGGCGCGACCGCCCCCGACUCCCCCGCCGCCGCGCCGGACACCACUACGGCCGCCGGCCGCGCUCCGGCGGCACCCCCGAGCAAACGUCAGUGUCGCUCUCUGUCGUUCUCCGAUGAAUUCGGUGGGUUCCGCUCGUCGUGGAGGCCCCAAGGCUCCCGAGUGUGGACGACCGUGGAGAAACGACGGUGCCACAGCGGAGGCAGUGUUCGGGGAGGACCGGGUUUCUCCGGCGGUCAUCUUCCCACCAUGCAGCGCAGCUCCAGCUUCAGUUUGCCCUCCCGCUCCAGCAUGCCCCCGGACGGCGCCGCGGAGCUGCCGUUCUUCAACCAGCGACUGCCUCUCCACCCUCGGUUCACCGCCUCUCCGGUCUCCCCGACCUCUCCUUCCCUCCACCAUCACCACUUCCUCAGGCCCCUCUCCCUCUCCCAUGAGCAGAUCAGCCUGCCAGAGCUUAAGAGGGAGGAGGACAGCUCUCCGGACUCCACCCCAGAAUUGGGGAGGCGAGCGGGCCUGAGAGGCAGGGCGCCAGGGUGUCUGUCCCGGAGCAAGUCCCAACCCUGCGUGCUGAAUGACAAAAAGAUUGGCAUGAAGCGCAGGAGACCUGAAGAUGCCCAGGAGCAGCGGCCCUCCCUGGACCUGGCAAAGAUGACUCAGAAACGUCAGACUUUUCAGAGCUUGAGCUGCCCCGGAUUCUCAGCCACCGACAGCUGCCAAUCAGGCCUGCUCCCUCCCACCUCCUACCAACCGGAUUUGGACUUCACUGGUGGGUCCGAGUUGAUUCUGGAGUCACGGCAGGAAGUGGCAGGAGAUGACGGGGAAGAGGAUUCUUCCUUUGAGGAGCUGGAUAGCGACUCGGCUUGUAGCGUGGACUCGCGGCCCGGCUCUCCUGUGGGCCGCAAACACACCCUCUGGAAGGGUGGGACACAGAGAGACAUUUUCCAGCUGGGUGGAGAGCUCGAUCUCGAUCAGAUUGAGAGAAACUGAACAUUUUAAUCGGAGAUUCAAAAUAGCGUGUGUCUGGACUGUUGCAGAACGUUAAUGGACAUUGCCGAUGCACCGAGAGAUGGCUAUUAGGAAGGGCUGUGAGGAAAAGGGUGGAGAGGCGGACUUUGAAAGGGAAAGAACAGGAAAGUGAUGGAUGAUAAAGGACUAAGUAUGUCGUUAAUGACUCCCUUUUUAAUGACACAUUUGCCUUGAACAUUCUUACUGUUUGAAUCAAGGAGCAGUGACCUUAGGUGGGUAUUUUAUUGGGUAUUCAGCUUAACUCAGGAGCAGGAAAGUGAGGGUUAGUCUUAAAAAAAAAAAACCUCCCAGCCCCCACUGUCUUUUCAACCUGAUGACCUUUCCAAAGUCAGCUAACCAUAGGUUUGUAGUACUGUAGCUGUAGCUGGGCUCCUCUGUAUUUAGCUUGAGUUUUUUUUUUCUUUUCUCAGAGAAAGUGGAGGUCAGGGAAGGGGUGAAACGGGGAGGGGGGAAACAACAUGAAGACUCUUACCCUUGACCUUCCUCUUUUGUCUUUUGUGCACAUAUGAAAAUCUAAUCUUGCUGCUGAAUGUAGGCUCAAUAAGCUUUACGAGGAGUUUGGAAAAUGACAGUGCCUUCUUUUGGAUGUUUGCUCGACCGGUUCUCUCGCCUCAAUCGAAGCCACCUUUUCUGACCUUUUGUUGUUGUUGUAGUUUCUAAAUAUGCAAAUUGUAUAUUUGAAUUAAACACUGAAUCUCAAGUUUUCAGUUCUAAUAUCAAUGUAUAUUUUUCGAAGUAACUUGUCUUUUAUGAGUUGUUUGCGAAGGAGGAAGAAUACGAGGCCUUUUCUCUAACCGAAUGGACAUGAAAUAAAUGUACAACCUGCA
Molecule: messenger RNA, 2473 nt
Organism: Pseudoliparis swirei
Lineage: Eukaryota; Metazoa; Chordata; Actinopteri; Perciformes; Liparidae
Product: protein FAM53B-like
Exons: 5
Coding region: 324-1607 (427 amino acids)
Biological process (GO): positive regulation of canonical Wnt signaling pathway; protein import into nucleus
Cellular component (GO): nucleus
Source: RefSeq, a predicted model, not a curated record